GUCCCGCCGCUUGCACUCAGGAAGAAAAUUCCGAGGUUGCUAGCCGCAGACUGGGCUGGAUGGGAGGUUGAGAGCCCGCUUACGCCCACCCCGACCGCCUACCACUGAUGUUUCCGGAUGCGCCAGCGUCCAGCGCCUGCCCUUUCGCCAUUUCCCCUGUCGCCCCGGAGGCCGCGGCCGCGGCUCUAAUUCUCGUCAGAACCCCGCUGCGCAUUUCAGGGACGUGCGGGAAAAACUGGCUCGGCUGUGGGACGCGAGGGCGUGCGCAGCGCAGGGAGGCGAGACUGGCGGGCCUGUCCUGGGCGCCCGCGGUCGCUGGGACUCAUCUUCGGGCGCUUCUCCGGGAAAUCGUUUGGGUAAGGUUCGAUGGUCCAUCACUGAAUGAUUAAAAGUUGUCACCUCAGGGGAGAAAAGGGGAAGGGGAGGACUGGCUUUUGGAGGUGGGCUAGAAACUACAGAAUCGAGCUUCUUGGGAACAGCCUCUUAGUCUGACGGGAAGUGGAGCGUCACCGAAAGGGAGGGGCAAGCACCCGGGGCUGUCCCCUGCUUCAGGCUCCGUCUGCGGGCAGUGUUUGCCCAGGUUAUCAGUUCAGCGAAUCAUGUUGGGUGGAUGCACUCUGAUGGCUUAGAAAAAACAAAAAACGAACAAGGGAGACGCCCCUCCCGUUUUAUGAUAACCAAGCUGCAAGUAAAUAAAUCGUCUGAUCCCACUGCAGUCUUCUGCACUCAAGUGCCAAGAGAGCCUGUACCUGUCAAUUACUGAAGCCGUAAGGAAAAUUUUUUAAACAAUUAAAACUUUACCAUAAUGAGGUGUUGCCACAUCGGCAAACUCCCUGGAAGAGUGAUGGGGAUUCGCGUGCUCCGUUUCUCAUUGGUGGUGAUCCUCGUGUUACUGCUGGUAGCGGGGGCUCUGACCACUUUGCUUCCUAACAUCAAAGAAGACAAGAUGCUCGCUUUGCGCAGGGAAAUCAAAUCCCAGGGCAAGUCCACCCUGGACUCCUUUACUCUCAUAAUGCAGACAUACAACAGAACAGACCUCUUAUUUAGACUUUUAAAUCAUUAUCAGGCGAUACCAUAUCUGCACAAAGUGAUUGUAGUGUGGAACAAUGUUGGGGAGAAGGGCCCAGAUGAGUUGUGGAAUUCCCUAGGGCCUCACCCGGUCCCGGUGAUCUUCAAAUUACAGACAACAAACAGGGUGAGAAAUCGACUCCAGGUCUUCCCUGAACUGGAAACCAAUGCGGUGUUAAUGAUAGAUGACGACAUGCUAAUUAGCGCCCAAGACCUCGUUUUUGCUUUCUCCGUUUGGCAGCAAUUUCCUGAUCAGAUUGUAGGAUUUGUUCCUAGAAAGCAUGUCUCUUCCUCCUCAGGUGUCUACAGUUAUGGAGGUUUUGAACUGCAAACACCAGGCUCUGGAACUGGUGACCACUACUCUCUGGUGCUCAUUGGAGCCUCAUUCUUCAGCAGCAAAUACCUUGAGCUCUUUCAGAGACAGCCUGCAGUCAUCCAUGCUUUGAUAGACGAAAUGCAAAACUGUGAUGAUAUUGCCAUGAAUUUCAUCAUUGCCAAGCACAAUGGGAAGCCUUCAGGGGUAUUUGUGAAGCCUGUAAACAUGGGCAGUUUAGAAAAAGAAACCAACGGUGGCUAUUCCGGAAUGUGGCACCGAGCUGAGCACUUCCUGCAGAGGUCUUACUGCAUCAAUAAGCUUGCUGCUAUCUAUGACGGCAUGCCCUUAAAGUACUCCAAUAUUAUGAUUUCUCAGUUUGGUUUCCCGUACGCCAACCACAAGAGUAAAAUGUGAAAGCAAAACAAACAAAAGCGAACCUCAGAACUGCUUAGUAUUUGAGUAGCUUCUUCGUGCUAUGGUCGGUUUUUUGUUUUCUGGUGUUUUAAAGCAACAUCACGAACUUUUUUUUCCACCCUAGAAGUCUCUACAAAGGGAAAAAAAAUGCAUAGUGCUUCUAGGAUGUAAAAUUCAUGUGAACGUCAAAAACCACGAAGCUGGUAUUAUCCAGACAGAUCUUCUUGUGAGGAGUUCUCGUCCACGGAUAUAAUCCCUUUGUUGGCAAUUUUAUUGUCUAUGUUCUGAGACCGGUCUACAAUUUUUUGACUCCUGGCACUUACCUCAAGCUGUUUCCAUGAUCAGAAACUCCAGAGAAUCAUUUCUCAGCUUUUUCACUAAAGGAUGGUUGUUUUCAUUUGAAGCCUCUUUAGCAAAAGCCUGCGGUGUCGGCAAAAACCGUGUGAAGAGAGAAUAGUCUCAAUCCCAUAUAAAAGCAAAUGGGAAAUUUGUGUCAACGAGUCGUCAUUGCUUCCCUUGCGGUCCUUCCAGCCAUCCUGUUCCAGGACUAACUCAUCUUGGCAUGGUUUUUAUGCAGCCAUCGGUGCUUUUAUUUCUGUUGAUAAGUCUGUUGUGACUGGGAGGGGUAAUUUUAGUAGCUGAAGGAUGUCUAGUUGUUUGCUUAACUUUUGUGAACAUUUACUGCAUGGAUCGCAAAAAAGUACAGCCUAUGUUUCUUAUAUGCAACAAGGAGUAAAUGUGUUACUAGAUUCAGGUCAUGCACUUUGUCACUGAAUCUGACUUUGAGAUUGUACAUUAAUUCUUGUAUUUUACACAAAAUAUGUAUUGUUUAAGAAACACAUAUAAAGUAACCUUUCUGAAAAAGUGGUUAAAUAGGGACUGGCAGAAAUUAAAACCCUUAGUAUCAAAGGAUCUUUAUUGUUACAAAGCAUAGGUUAUCUCGUGAAUACUAAAGGGUUGUGUGUAUUACACACAAAGUCAAUCUCUUGCAUUCAGAACUUCUCCCCUCAACCCCCCAAAAAGAUCCAAAGCUCAUGCUGAUAUUUCAGUCACUUACAUAGAUACUGGAAAAAAUAAGGGACCUGAGUCAUAGCAGAGGAAUUCCACAGGGAGUGUGCACCAGUUAAUGGUUAAGUUGCCCACUCUGUUAUAUGAAUUAGUAUCUGAUCCACACAGUGUCUGUGUUUCGUCCUUGUUCACUGCUGGUGGCAAGGAAUACUUAAUUAGGCCUCUGUCUGUCACCUUUCCCUCUUCCUAUUCCCCCUCCUGCUCCCACUAUGCCAUUAUAUUGUCACAGUAGCAAAGCGGUGAAAAUAUGAAAACAAUCAUGGUUAAUGUUCCAGCAAUGAGGUCUCUGUGCAGUUAGCUCGGGGUCUGUUGUUCCUUUACAUUGGUGUGUAUUACGUGUCUUACUGCAAUCAGAGAAAACCAGUAGAACUCAGAACCUCACUGAAAAUCUAUAGUGUUCAUUAUCUGCUUUGUCCAACCUGGGUAGUGAUUUUUUUUGCCUCUUGAGAGUCUGCUGACAGAUAAAUAAAAUAAAUGUUUACCAUCCA
This is a messenger RNA of Vicugna pacos (alpaca), 3354 nucleotides long. It is a transcript of the gene EXTL2, whose product is annotated as exostosin like glycosyltransferase 2. Gene Ontology annotation, cellular component: membrane. Lineage: Eukaryota; Metazoa; Chordata; Mammalia; Artiodactyla; Camelidae. Gene Ontology annotation, molecular function: glycosyltransferase activity. The record is from RefSeq and is a predicted model, not a curated record.